Messenger RNA from Hyla sarda, 2799 nucleotides. It is a transcript of the gene OGFOD1, whose product is annotated as 2-oxoglutarate and iron dependent oxygenase domain containing 1. Gene Ontology annotation, molecular function: L-ascorbic acid binding; peptidyl-proline dioxygenase activity; iron ion binding. The coding region runs from base 78 to 1643 and encodes 521 amino acids. Gene Ontology annotation, cellular component: cytoplasm. Gene Ontology annotation, biological process: regulation of translational termination; peptidyl-proline hydroxylation. Lineage: Eukaryota; Metazoa; Chordata; Amphibia; Anura; Hylidae. The transcript has 13 exons. The record is from RefSeq and is a predicted model, not a curated record.
AUAGCACUGCGACGCUUUCCUGAAGGCUCAUGGGAAGUGUAGUUCUGGUGUAGAGCUAGAAUUCUUUCACUUGGGACAUGAGUGGAAAGAGACUGCAGCAGCUAGGAGACAAGGGUGGAGGGAGUAAGAGAGGCAAGCGAGAGGUGAAGGCUGAGCUGUCCGCUGCUCUUAAGGUGCAGGCUGGACGUGACGAGGCCAGGAGAGCCUGGGAAAAGAGGGAGGCUGCCCAGUGUGGUUCUGUUGUCUUGCAUUCUGUCCCCUUCCAACAUUGCAUUAUCCAUUCCUUUUUUGAAAACACCAAAUUCCUCGAUGGGUUAAAGGAAGAAUUACUGACCUUGAGGUUCCAUGAAAAAUCUAAUGAUCUGUACAAAUUCCAACAGUCUGAGGAUCUGAAGAGCAGGAACGAACCACACAUCAGUGCACUCAGGGAUGUCUUGUUUGUGGAUUUUCGGCAAUGGCUUUCAGAGGUGACAGGUGUCGAGUUGGAGAGAACUGUAGACGUAUCCUGCGCUCAGUACAACUACACAGAUACUCUGCUGUGCCACGAUGAUGAACUUGAAGGGAGGAGAUUUGCUUUCAUCUUGUAUCUGGUUCCUGAGUGGUCUGAGGCAGAUGGGGGAACUCUUGACCUCUACAACACUGAUGAGAGGACACAACCCGGAUUUAUUGUCAAGUCUCUUGUUCCAUCUUGGAAUACAUUGGCUUUCUUUGAGGUCUCUCCAGUUUCUUUCCAUCAGGUUUCAGAAGUGUUAACUGAAGAAAAGUGUCGUCUGUCAGUCAGUGGAUGGUUUCAUGGACCAUCUGUGGAGCGGCCCCUACGAUGUCUGGACCCUGCACCUAUCCGUAAUCCCCAUAUCCCUCGUGAUCAUGAAAUCCUGUAUGAAUGGAUAAAUCCAGCGUACCUGUCGUUUGAAUAUCAAUCACAAAUUCAAGAAGAAUUUGAAGAGUCGUCAGAAAUUCUUUUGAAAGACUUUCUUAAGGAGGAGAAGUUUAGGGCUGUUUGUUCAGCCCUGGAGACCCACAACAUUGAUUGGGAACUGCUAGGCCCACCCAACAGAAGGUGUUAUAAGAAGGCAAAAGGAGAAUUACCUGAUGCAUUAUCUGCGUGCAUGGAACUCCUGCAAUCUGAAGCCUUCUUCUUGUUUCUUUCCAACCUUUCGGGUCUCAAGCUGCAUUUCUUAGCUCCAGACAAUGAAGAUUCUGAUGAAGGUGAAAGUUCUUCUGGAGACAAUGCAAGGUCCUCAUCACAAAGAGAUGGAGCGGAGAACGCUGGUCCUGCUGCGGAGUCAGAAGGUGACAAAGUUCCUACAUGCACUGGAGAACUAAGACACUGGGAGCAUGGGCACUACACCAUGAUACAUGACAAUGAUCCUGAGCGACAGGAGUUUGCUUUAGACCUGCUGCUGUUUUGUGGAUGUGAAGACUGGGAAACCGAGUAUGGAGGAUUCACUUCUUACAUUGCCAAGGAGGAAGAUGAAGAGCUCCUUACAGUCUACCCAGAGAACAACUGCCUGGCCUUGGUUUACAGAGAUAAAGAAACUAUGAGAUUUGUGAAACAUAUCAACCAUAAGAGUCUAAAAAGAGAUGCUAAUCGCUGCAACCGCACAGGAUUCUGGGAUUUCGCUUUUGUGUACUAUGAAUGAUAAGUCUGACUCGGUACAUACUGUAGAUUCUCUUCAUGACUUUAUUGAUCCUAGUCAGGAUGUAACCAGACCUCACUGAUAUGGGGCCGUGUUUUAUAAGGUUCCCACUCCAUGCAAAUAUGAAAUCUAGUUUUUAUCUAAAUCUAAUAUUUAGGUUUCUAAAAAGUAAAGCAGUUCUAGGAAAUAAUGGUGAUUUUUUUUCCUUGACAUGUUUAUUUUCAUUGAGGUCAUAGGGGCAGCAGAAAUGUUUAGAAAAUGUUUGUUUGAACUCAGCCUUCUGUAGGUGUUCCUCUUAAUAAACAUUUUUGUCAUUAUUAUAUCGGGCAACAUUUGGGGCAUAAAAUAGUGGAACAGCAAUAUUUGUAACUUGUUACAUCCACAUAUGGGAAUAAGUGUCUGAUCGCAGGAUUCAACCGCUGGGACCACACUGCUCUAGCCGGCAUCCUGCUUGGAUGUAAUGACAGGUACUUACAAAGUAAGUGCAGGGUAAUGAGCCCCACCUCUUCUGUCUCUGCAGAGUCAAAGGUUUCAUAUAGACUGCAUUAGGGGGACCAAAUCAUAGGAAAAGACGGAAUUCAGAAGUUUGUACAUGCUGCUGUGAGCAAGACAGUUAGUAAACUCUUGCACAAGAGGACAUAUUUACUAUAGUAUGAACCCAGUCCAUGAACAAGAGUGCUAAUAUAAUUCUAUGAAUGUGAAUGUUUAGGCACACUUUAACAUCAAAGUAUUGCAAUUAAGUUUGCCAAUGGCAGUAUGUUUGGUGUGAGGUCCUGGCAUGUGGAGGACAGGUCUUAACCUCUUUCUCUUCACACAGCUCUAGCCUAAUAAUUCCUCUAUAAAAGCUUCUUACAACAGACCAACAUGGAAAUUAAAUCAGUGCUUUUAUUCUUGUAGUGUCACACAAAGUGAAGAUCUGUCAUCUCCCUUUCAUUGUUAAGUUCAUUUCUGUAAGAUCAAAAGGGAAGGGACGCGGCUUGGUGGGAACAGGUUUAAUUAAAAGUAGACCUUAUGUCUAAAGGGGAUGUAUCAUCAGAAAAUCAUACAAGAUUUUUACUUUAGUAUCUGUUGGAAAGUGGCUUUGAUCAAUGAUUCUUUCUAAUAUGAAUUAGAAAUUGAGGGGGGUAUUAAAGGAAGUUUAAAAGAAUUUAGAUGUCUG